This is a messenger RNA of Varroa destructor (honeybee mite), 7961 nucleotides long. RefSeq names its product protein shuttle craft-like. Gene Ontology annotation, molecular function: zinc ion binding; DNA-binding transcription factor activity, RNA polymerase II-specific; RNA polymerase II transcription regulatory region sequence-specific DNA binding. Gene Ontology annotation, biological process: negative regulation of transcription by RNA polymerase II. Gene Ontology annotation, cellular component: nucleus. NCBI's taxonomy places the organism in Eukaryota, Metazoa, Arthropoda, Arachnida, Mesostigmata, Varroidae. The record is from RefSeq and is a predicted model, not a curated record.
UUUUUAGUCUAUCUAUCUGUUCUAUCCAACUUUUCUUAUCUGCCAAGUCGCCCGACUCCACCAAUCAGAGGACAAUAUCUUGCUGUUGUGAUCACCCACGAUGACUAGUCGAUCGCUAGCGUUCAUACAGCAACAGCAUGACUCAACAGUAGUGUAGAUGCGUUGUUUGUUAUUUUCUAAUCCGGACCAUCCGAGAAUAGUGCACUCGUUUAAAAAUGAUUAUUUAGUCUCGUUCGCCCCUUCCACUUGUUAGGGCUCCUUUGCUAUAUUUAAUAAGAAUGGAUGCAUAGACUUGCUCAUAGUACUUCGUAACACAGGUCCGCUCGAGUUCGAUUAGUUCGAUUGGCCUGUUAGGGUGCACACGCUAUACCACGGUCACUGAGUAGGGGGGUGUUCUUGAAGGUUUUAAUGUGUGCCUGUGACAAAUAAAGAGAGAUUGAUAUCUUUAAUGUCACAACUUGACAAUAACGCUCGCGUGUGUUCAUAAAAUUGCAAGGUGUUUUAUUAUCAGAUUAAUUACAGCAUGUCGGCGGAGAGCUCAAGCGCUUCCGGAAACCUCUCGAAAGAGACUCCCGCUAACGGGACACAUCGAGAUUGUAGGAGCAGACAACGUUAUGACUACAACGACCAAUUGGAUCGAGGGUGUAACUCCGCACUCCAAUUGAGGCACGGUAAUUUCUCGACGUCAGCCCGCCACCGAGAAGCAAGUCAAAAUGAUGACCGACUAUGUGACCAAGGACGGAGCAGUCACCUAAAUAAAAAUUGGCGAGAGAACAGAGCAGGUACUACUAAAUUUGCCGCAGAUUUUAUAAGAGGUCCUAGUGUCGGCGGCAGCGGUAGCAGCAAUCGGCGUCUAUUGACAAAACCUCGCGAUCGGCUAUUUGAGGAUUACGUUAGGGAGCCAAACCAGCCGUCGUCACAGAAGGAAAAGCAACAACUGCCGUGCUCGCAAAAAGGACAACAACAGAACCAGCAACAACAACAACAACCACCACGUAGAGAUAAACGAAUGCAAAAGGACGAAAGUAACGAUGAGGAAAAUGCAACAACCAGUCGAGGUCAUGUCAGAGACAGGCGAAGUGGAAGCUGUGCUGUACUUAGAGAAGCUGAUGGCGCAAAUGGAAAUACUAGUUUCCAACAUGGUUUCCAGCAGAGCGCACAUUCGGAUGUUGACUUAAUCCAGCCGGUGUUAAGGUUAAAUGUUCACGCGCAAGAAUUUACCCCAGCGAUGCGUGCGCCAUCAGCACAAGGUGCUUGCGCGGCGACCCAGAAUGACACCGGCGUUACAAAACGUACAGAGGCGAAUGGAGAUUUGGUCACAUCAAAUAGCAGGUUGGACGGCUUCAGUCAAAAUGAUGGUCGCGGGGACACGUCUGCUUCUGUGCCCCGGACGAUUAUGCUGGCCAUGUCACAAGUCAGACGUGAUCCGCCCCGAUCAGUUGCAAGGAAACAACCAAUAGAAGAGAGUAAAGCGCAAAAGGAGUCAAUGGAGGAACAACUCCUAAAAGACAUUUACGACUGUGUCAUCUGUUGUAGCCGAAUACGCGCAACACAGUCGAUAUGGAACUGCCAGGCUUGUUUUCAUAUUUUUCAUCUACGUUGCAUAGCUGAAUGGGCCGAAACAUCGCUGUCAGACGAUAACAAAACCUGGCGGUGUCCGGCGUGUCAGGGCGAGAACAGCAAAGUGCCAAGGAACUACUGGUGUUUCUGUCGCAAACAGAAGAAUCCCCAACCAUCAAAGAUGUCACUGCCCCAUAGUUGUACUGAACUAUGUCAGAAGUCACGAUCCUGUCCGCACAAAUGCAAUAAACUUUGCCACCCGGGCCGAUGUCCUCCGUGCGAAGCUAGCGUAUCGAAGCCUUGUCAAUGUGGGAAAACUAGCAAAUACGUGAAGUGCAGCAGCAAAAUUGCGCUUAUUUGCGGGCAAGUCUGCGGAAUGGUUUUAUCAUGCGCUAAGCACGAAUGUCAAACAGUAUGCCACCCCGGGGAUUGCGAAUCGUGUAAAGAGCUCAAGGAUAUUAGUUGUUUCUGUGGGAAGAACACGAAGCAAGUGUUAUGCGCUGAGCCCAAUGAUUACAGCUGCGAUCAAAUCUGUAAACAAAUGUUGUCCUGUGGUAAUCAUCACUGUGAGAAGACAUGUCAUCGUAACGGUGAAUGCGGUGAAUGUCAGUUAUCUUUGUUGAAGUCAUGCCCUUGUGGUCGAAGCUCUAUACCUAAUGGUUGGGAUUGUUCGAAGCCAGUGCCCUUGUGCGAUGCCAAAUGUGGACGUAAAUUUCAAGAUUGCGAACAUCUUUGCGAGCAGAAAUGUCACGAGGGAGAUUGUCCCCCAUGCCCUGCUCUUGUGAAAGGGAGGCGAUGUCGAUGUGGCGCGGUUGUAGAAGAGGCUGAGUGUGGCGAGAAAGUGCUUGUUUGUCGAAGGCGUUGCAAUAAGAAAAAAACCUGUGGACGGCAUAAAUGCCUCGAUGAGUGUUGUGACAAGGAGUUCCACAUCUGCGAUCUUGUCUGCGGAAAAAAACUCUCUUGCGGUAUCCAUUCAUGUUUUACUCUUUGUCACAAAGGAAUAUGUCGUAAAUGCCAACACGUCAGCUUCGACGAGCUACGUUGUCACUGCGGACAUUCGGUGGUGUACCCGCCAGUGCCUUGCAACACUCCGGUUCCGGAAUGCAAACAGCUGUGCGCACGCGAGCAUCGGUGCCGGCAUCCGGUGACUCAUCCGUGCCAUUCAGAGCCGGUAUGUCCUCCAUGCACCUCACUAACAGAGAAGAAAUGCCAUGGUGGGCACGAACUUCGAAGAAAUAUACCUUGCCAUCUUGAUAACGUUUCAUGUGGACGCCCUUGUGGACGGCCUCUGUCAUGUGGUAGACAUUCGUGUGACAAAACGUGCCACGCAGGUGAAUGCCCGACCUCAUGCGAACAACCCUGCAAGGUGCCUCGAAAAUGUGGACACCCUUGUAAACUGCCAUGUCACGACGAAUGCCCGACGAGCACAUGUUUCACACAGGUUGAAGUGUCAUGUACAUGUGGACGGUUAGUAGAACCGCGCACCUGCCAUGAGUUCCAACAAGCAGUCAGCAGUAUAGUGCAACAAAAAGUUCGCCGAGGUGAGGAAGUCAACCUCGCUAAAGACCUCAGCCAGCUUUCUAAGGGUAUCCUGAAGUGUGUAGAAAGAUGUGCAGUAGAGGAGCGAAAUCGGCGUUUUGCGGAAGCUCUUAAAAUUAAUCCAGAUGCGCCCGUAUUCACCUUAUCGCUUUACUCAGAUUUUGUUAAGGAAGAAGCAAGGAAAAACUGGCACUUUGCGUCAAAAGUUGUCAACAAACUUAACGAUCUUGUGGAACUUGCAAAAAAUUCUGUACAAGCAAGUCGAUCUUACGGAUUUGAACCGAUGCCUCGUGAGCAACGCCGCUUUAUAUAUGAGCUCCUCGAAGUGUAUCGCUGCACUGGACAAAGCUAUGACCAGGAACCGAAAAGAAAUAUCGUGGUAACAGCUUACAAGGAUAAAUCUGUUAUUCCGUCAAUGAGCCUGGCAAGUGCGAUUGGAAUUGUCAACCCCAUCCCUUUGUGGAAGAUGUAAUGUGAUGGCCGAUGAUUCACCACUACCACAACUACGGUCACAGUCUGUCGUAAGCCGAUAAUAAUAAUCUUUACGCUAAUCAUAAUCUUAAGACGAAAAAUAUAGAUGUAUAGCACACAAAGAUGAUUAAAGUGUUUCACAGCAAUUAGUAGAAGAGCACGGCAUAUGGACGCGCAUAUGUCCAUGUCAAUUCACAGUAAUUAUGCUGUUAUUCCUUACUAAUAAUAAAAUGAAAAAAGAUGUAAUUUGGUAAUAUUGACUGGCAUGUUUAAUCGAUAAUAGUUAGUCCUCAAAUGGCGAAAACGAGAUGAAUCCUUGUAAGUGUCACCAGUUACUGGACGAUCCAAGUAUUGGCUUUAAGCACCGGACAAUGAACACGAAAAUCUUUUCUAUUUUAAUGAUAUAUAGGCAUUCCUGCUAUUUUUUGCAGCUACGGAAAAAGGUGUUAGCUAAAUUGAACGUACUGUUAAUAUUUUAGGUUGUUCGAGAAGUAAUGGCGGUUUUAUGUCUCACUUUGUUUUUUUCGCUCUUUGUUGAUACUCAAGUAUGGUGUACGGCUCUUUACUUGCUAAAAACCGUUGUCGGAUUAUAAAAAUUUACCGUGAAUAUAGACUCCGAAGUAAGAUCGGUUUAACGAUAUUUAACAUUUGACCAGUAAAAAACAGACAAUUAAAAAAAGCGAAGCGAUAGAAAAAAUUAUCAUAAUUUUCAGAACAGCCUAACACAUUAUAUUAUAAACUGUUUGAAGAGACAUUCACGUCAUGUAAACAAAGACCCGGUGCUCUCUACCUGACAACAAAGUCGUCAGCUCUUUGUUAAUGCAUUUCUGCAUGAUGCUAUUUCGUAUCAGGUUCUUCCAUUUCUUAUCUUCCAAAUAAAUUCGCAAUGUUUUAGAGACACUUCCCUUGCUUUUUUAUUAUUAAUUGACUUUAAAAUUUCUAGCUGUUAUUAUAAAAGCUUUUCUUCAUGAAUAACUUUUGUAGGCGAAUGAACUACAAGUGAGUGACCUGGCUAUCGAAAGAUUGUGACACUCGGUUAAUUGCUGUUGAAGCAGACGUUUCGUCACAGUAUCGCUUGUGUUCAGUGUCAAAAUCCCUAUUAUGCCGGUGAAAAAUAUCCUUACUAGUAGAUUUCGUCAUGUGGCCUCUUCUUGACACAUUCCUAUUCAUGUCGAAAAUCAUGCAUACAACAGAGAACCUUGCCGAUUCGCUAAUUUUUUACGUCCUAAUCCAUUCAAAGUUAAAUGUAACAACGCAUGUUCUACGGCAUACACAGAUUAUUUUUUGCUGGGGCUGGACGUCCUUCAAAGCUGCUACCUUCUUCGUAGGCUCUGAAAUCAAGAGUCUCUUUCAAUGUUUGAAUUCCAGACAAAUACAAGUAAAACUACAUCUCAGAAAGUUGCCCCGUAGGCUACUAAUGGCAGUACACAGCCCGCAAACCUAUCCUUUCCAAGACGCUAUUCCUACCCUUCAAUUAAAUGAUAGAUUUGCUAAAAAUUAUUUUUCGUAUGAUGUCGACAAUUUUUAAUGCGAACUCCAUAUUUCUUCCGCGAGUCCAGUUUUACAUGUAGUCAAUUUGCUUGUAGAAAAACUGAGUCGCUGCAUCGCAUGCUACAUGCAUCCCGCACUAUAAUCCUUAUAUAAGUCUCUAGUAGAAAUUUUUGCAGCCUAACAUUGGUCCUUUUCAGUAGCUUCUCAGUUCUCUGCGGAAUUCCCGGAAACGGUCGUCGUUUUGUCUUAAAAUGUAGCGAAUGUGACGCAUUCUGCGAAGUUCCAGGAAUCCUGUGAUCAUUUUUAGUAAAAGCUAUACUAACAAAUCAUAUGCAAACGAAUUCGUCGAGAAAAAUGCCGGAUAAAAAGGAGCCGCGGAAGAUUAUUUUCUGUACAUUAUGUGUACUUUAAAACAUAGGUAAAAAGAGUUUCAUCUUCUUAUGCUUAUAGUGCAGCACACACACCGCAGUGAGGCUCAAAGCAGUACUUGAAUGGCUUAUCCUUUUACACGCGAUUCGACAAAAUCCGUAACAUCACUCUUUUACAAAUAAAUGCGCUUACUCAACUAAAAAGGGAAACAGCCGUACGUUUACAAUUUUUUUAAUUGCUUAGAGGGAUUGGAGAACAACCGAUUAAGCAUAUAGAGAUACGCAAUAGAAACUAUCAUUCAGCACUUUUGCCCAAUAUCGACUGUUAGCGUCAAUGUAACUUGUUUACUGUUCCUUUAUUCUAUUCUGCCUUUUUUUGUUGCCAUCCCGCUCCAUCCUGGGCGUAUUUGGCUCUAGUACUAACCUGCAUUUUUUGCUUGUUCAACUCUACCCACUGUUGGAUCUUGUUGCUGUCUUGUAUGGGUAUCUAAAUUUCUUUUGAUUUACUGCUGUUAUCUUACAUAUGUGAGGCUAAGCGAUGCUUUAAAAAACUUCUCUAAACUUCAGUAAAAACCUGAAGACUAAAAUAGUUAAAUGGAGCCUUUGCCCUCAAAUCCUUUUUCAUGUUUUGCAAAUAGGUAGGUUUCCUUACAAGUUCUUUAUUUUAUAUUCGCCUGGACAAGAGUUUUUUUUUCUUAUCAUGAUACCACUCCCUUAAAUUGCUCAUGCCACCAUCAUCACCAUGUGUUUUUGUUUUUUCUACAACGAUUUUCAGUAUCGUGCUCGACAAUUCAUUUAUUGUUGCUAGUGGUUUUCGUACAACACUCUUUAUUAAGAGUCUAUAUAUUUAUUUACCAACGCAGCGAUCUCUUAUAAACUUUUUGUAGACAAUAAUUUUAAUCCAAUUGAACGACCUAUUAGACAUUUAAUAUUUCAUUCCUGUUUUACGUUUUAUUUAUCAUCCUUGGCCUAUAUAUAUAUAUAUAUAUAUAUAUAGCCCAUUUUCAUGUGAAGUACAGCCAUUCCUCGGCAAGGUAUUAUAUAUCUUGCUACACCUGACCAUUAUUAUCGUUUAUAUCCUCCAAUAUCUACAAACCGUUUAUCGACGUUAGCAAACGACCUAUUUGCCAUUUCUACCGUACCAUCGUUCACACCGCGUCAUUAUUAUUAUUAUAUUAUUGUUAUUAUUAAUAAUAAUUCUUAUCUCGCAUCUGUAUUCAGCACUACGUAGAUAGCUCACGUACUGCUACCUAUAAUUAUUCAUUAAUAAAAUGACAUCAGUCAAUAAGAACAUUGUCAUAGGUAUCACCUCGCAGACCAAAUCAAUCACCUUCAAAGCCAUCGUCUCCUUACCUCUUUCGCGAUUGAAUCCUUACCGUGUCAUGCGUGCUGCAGAAGUAUUAUCACAUUGGAGAGUAAUCUUACGACAGUCAUAAUAAGCAGCAAUGAUAAUUAUGAUGCUCAAAUUAAUAGCAGUGUGCAGAUCUAUCCGAGGGAAAAGUGGAUUUAUGUUUCAUAUACUUUUCAUUUCUCUUCUGUACAUUAUUGUGUGUAUUGUUGAAAUGCCCAAAUAUACUAUAAAAGAUGCGCUAUUAGAAGUUAUGGGAACAAACGAAAUCACAUUUUUUACACGUUUUGUUAAUUUGAAACACUCAAAGGAGGACGCGACUACCAAGCUAUAAAUGAUCGGAACUUUAUCAGGGAGGGCUUUAGCGGAGAACUUCUAGAGACUCUACGAAGACUCUGUCAAGGAGACAGAAAACGUGUCAGGGCGUAGAGCCGCCGAGCAGCUGCUUAUAGAACGACUAUAUACUAUUUAUGUAUUUCUUAGGCGCUUCUUUACGAAAAACCUUCCUGUGCUUGUUUUGCGUUCAUUUUUAUCUACUCUCAAGUGUGUGUGUAUGUGAGUGUCAUGUAUUUGUAGGUGCUGCUGUUGCAUUAUAUCAUACUGAUGAUCUAGUGUAAUUACGGUUCAUUCACCAAACAUUAUGAGACUAUCUCUACCACGAUCUAUAUUAAUGAUGAUGGUAAUUGAUUAAUGAUUAUCAAUAGACUCGGAAGUUAAAAAUGGUUUUGGAGCCAUAGCAUCACACUAGCCCGUGAAAACAAGAACAGGAGGCGUAUGGGGCACAAUUUCGAUCGGUGAUUUCAACCCCCGCCACAAAAUAUCUGUCUUCGUUGCGCUAAAUAUAUCGACGAAACAGUUAGCCGUGACCGCCAAACACUACCUGCGGAGUGGUGAUGGGAGAGAAAGAUAGAUUGUUCUGUUCUAGCGUACCACGCUAUUCGCAGUACAAUCGACAUCACUACCAUGAUCAUCACCAACAUAAUCACCACCACUAUUAUUGUCAAAAAUCUUUGCUCUGGCUACUAUCGUUUUUGCGAGCAUUCUUCUGCCUGUGGUCAUAUGGUUUCCUUUAUGAAUGAUAUCAGAUUCGGCUGGUUCCCGUUUUCCCACUCUUCUCCUUAAGAACUUUCUGAGGCAGAAAAGGCAGAUGUUUGUGGUUAGUCUUGUUUGGACCAGGCUGGCUC